AACGGUGGCGGGAAAUGUGACGUUUUGAUUUUUAAAUUAAUUUUUUUUAAAUUUUGUUUAAGCUUUUGCCAAGUUUAGCUUGAAAAUUAAGGAUAAAAUAAAAAAAUAUAUAUAUUCUAAUAUAUAUAUUAAUCAAUUAUAAAAGUAAUAAUAAUUUGUGACGUGUUUUUAAAAGAGGAAAUUUGUGACUCCGAAUAUUGCCGAAGUUAUGUGAGAAGAAUAUAAGCAAAAUUUACUUUUCACGAUGUAUUUAGUUGCAAUAGUCUCAUCCUUGCUGCUUGGAUAUGCAGCUGCGCAAAAUUCAAACUGCGACUUCUUUAGAAAUGUAGCUGUUGGGGUCAAGUAUUAUGUAUACAGUCCAAAUUACCCGAACUCAUAUCCGGCAGGCGUAAGCUGUAGGUGGCAGGCGCAGUGCCCGCCGGGGUACAACUGUAGACUAGAUUGCGAUGACAUUAUUAUGCCACAGACUCCAUCAUGUUCCAUGGACCGCCUUCUCAUAUCAAGCUCUGGAGAUCCACUGUUGACGCAGGCUGAGUACUAUUGCGGAUACGGAGCAGUUUCCGCGGUGUCCACUGGUCAGAGAAUGACCAUAGGUCUCUUAACGUCAGCAAAGACUACAGGGGGAAGGUUUAUGUGCGAACUAACAGCACAGCGGAUCACAACUCAACCAACGUGCUCUUGUGGGUAUCGGAGAUUGGACAGAAUCGUCGGCGGCGAAGAAACAAGACCCAAAGAGUUUCCAAUGAUGGCUGGUAUCGUGACUGCUGAUACACAAAGUAUUGAAUGUGGAGCUGUUAUCAUCGACACGAAAUAUGUCCUUACAGCCGCUCAUUGCGUAGCCAACCAGCAACUUGACAAUUUGGGGGUGGUUGUCGGCGAACACGAUACAAGUACUGGAAGCGAAUCGAUGACACAGGGCUUCAGAGUCGCCCAAGUAAUAAUUCAUCCCCAAUACACUUCAUCAAAUUACGACUUUGAUGUUGCGAUUCUGAAAAUCAACGGCCAGAUAAAGUACAAUGACUACGUCGCUCCAGUGUGUCUGCCAUUUAAAUAUGUUAACAACGAUUUCACAGGGUCUAAGGUUACCCUUCUAGGUUGGGGCACACUAUCUCCUGGAGGUCCAACAUCCAAUGUGCUUAUGAAGGUUGAUCUGAAUGUCAUCAGUCAAGCAACUUGUAGACAAAGCUACCCUGAUCUAACGCCUCGUCAGAUGUGCACGUAUAAGGCAGGAAAGGAUGCUUGCCAGAGAGACUCAGGCGGCCCCGCUCUGUACACCGACCCCCAGAAUGGUCUGCUCUACGCCGCAGGUGUCAUCAGCUAUGGCCGUUUCUGUGCAUCCAACGAACCUGGCGUCAACGCGCGCAUCACUGAGCUCCUUAAAUGGAUCGUAACCAACGCCCCUGCCAACUAUUGCAUGAAAUAAAUUGACUUCACUGAAAUUUUAUGUGUUAUAAUUUUUUGAAAUUUACUUACCAA
Messenger RNA from Nymphalis io (European peacock), 1476 nucleotides. RefSeq names its product venom serine protease-like. Gene Ontology annotation, biological process: proteolysis. The coding region runs from base 245 to 1423 and encodes 392 amino acids. The record is from RefSeq and is a predicted model, not a curated record. Gene Ontology annotation, molecular function: serine-type endopeptidase activity. The transcript has 10 exons. NCBI's taxonomy places the organism in Eukaryota, Metazoa, Arthropoda, Insecta, Lepidoptera, Nymphalidae.